This is a messenger RNA of Phalaenopsis equestris, 903 nucleotides long. Its product is annotated as protein cornichon homolog 4-like. The record is from RefSeq and is a predicted model, not a curated record. NCBI's taxonomy places the organism in Eukaryota, Viridiplantae, Streptophyta, Magnoliopsida, Asparagales, Orchidaceae. The coding region runs from base 227 to 637 and encodes 136 amino acids. Gene Ontology annotation, biological process: vesicle-mediated transport. The transcript has 5 exons.
UAGUGUAGUACUGAUGUAAUAUUUUUUGCCGAAACAGCGAACGAGCUCCGUGCUCGCGUAGAUCAUCUCAGCAUCUUCCUCCUCUUCCCCAGGCAACAAGACUUUUCUUUCUCUCUCCACCCCUUCUCAUCCGUGGAUUAGAUCCCGCGAAGGUGAACAGAGAAGAAUCCAAAACCGGAGAUCAGUAAACAUCAGACUUUUUCCUCUAUAGGACGGAUUCAGGGCUAUGGAGGGGACAGUCAUUGUCUGGCUCAGCGCUUUCUUUCUCCUCAUUGCUCUGCUUAUUCUUGUAAUCUAUCAGCUAAUGUCUUUGGCGGAUCUAGAGUUUGAUUACAUUAACCCAUACGAUUCAUCUUCAAGUAUAAAUGCAGUGAUUUUACCAGAGUUUGUGCUGCAAGGAAUCUUAUGUUUGCUCUUUCUGGUAUCGGGCCAUUGGAUGAUGUUUCUUUUAGCUGCUCCAAUGCUCUAUUACAAUGUGAGAUUAUACCAGCGGCGCAAGCAUCUAGUAGACGUAACUGAGAUCUUUAAUCAGCUCAACAACGAGAAGAAGUGCCGUCUCAUCAAGCUUAUCUAUCUUGUCGUCCUUCUUUUUCUAUCUUUAUUCUGUAUGAUAUGGAGCCUGUUGGAGGAUGUUUAGUUGUGAAUGUUGAUACCAUGGAUGAUUUAUUACACCCAUAAAUGCAGGCUUGUUAAAGCUAUACAUAUAAAAUUUUCCAAACAGUGUUGGAAGGAGAAGCCAUAGUGAGAGGAGCUAUGAAGAGAGCAGAAUUCUGGGUUUCUUUGCAGUUAGCUUUGUUGAACUGCUGACAGAGUUGUUAACAAUUGCCUUACAUUAAUGUCUGAAUAGUCCUUGUUAGCAGGCUAUAAGAAUUUGUAUUCUUUAUUUAAAAGAAGAUAAAUGAC